UGAGAAACGUGAACAGCUCAUCAACUUAAAAAAACCUCUACAAUACAAGUACUAAAUACUUAAUGUUGGAACAUGUGCACAAUAUAAUAAUAGAUCAAGGUUUCUCUUUCAAAUUUUCCUCGGCAAAUAAUUUUCUUUAUUGGAUUCAUGUGAAAUUCAUCAGUCGGACUCUGGUUUAGUUUACUUAACAGAUUCGCUUGAGUUUAGAUCCCUGAGGGCUCUAGGAACUAGAGGAACUAGGAGCAGGGUUAGAUAUUCUUCACAGGGGUUAAAACCUAGAGUUAACACCAGGGGAUUAAGGAUAAACAAAACCUAGGAUUUUACUCAAAACUUCAUGAAUACAUUCUUGAUUCUUAUUCAUCCCUAUUCAUCCCUUUUCAUCCUGGGUAUAUAUGAAGAAGAUUGAAAUGAAAAGCUUCAGUUCUGAGUUCCAUAUCAACCAUUCACAUUUAUGCAUAUAUCAAGAUUUAAUAGUUCUUCAGCUGUCCUUAUUGAUACUUCUUGAUAAAAAAAUAGCUUACUAAGAAUAUUUUUGUAGAAAAUAAUGCUUCACUCCGAAAUACCGAUUACACCAGAAGAAGUCAAUGAAAGAUUGCUGGCCGCAGCAAACCAUUCUUCAUACUUAAACAAUCUGUGGGCUCAUCCAACCCUCCCUCCCGUCAGCCCCGAGGUGUUUUCCAACCUUCUCUCAUGCCUUCACACUGGUCACAUGACAUUAUCUCAUUCUAACGUUUUUGAGAUAUUCUGGUAUGCUCAAGUGUUCCAAUUCCCAACCGCAGUUCUUCAAUGUCAACAAUAUAUUCAAAAUCACAGUAAAUUUUUCCCACCCCCCUCCUUAACCCUUGGUCAUUCUCCAUCAGCCCUCUCAUCCCUCCUCCAACCCCAGACCAAACCAAUUCUGCAAACAAGACCAAUUGAGUUAAGUCCUUCCACCCCAUUGGAUCCUCUCCACAUUUUGAAUCACAGGAAGGAUAUUUUUCCCUAUCCAGUACCUCAACCGUCGCAAGCCUGGAGCGCAAACAGUGCCAAUUCAAGAAUUAUUCGUCCGACACCAAGCCGCCUUCUGCCAAUGUACAGCCGACUGACUGAUACUACAGUCCAUGGACUACAAAACCAUUUGAAUCUUUCAGUCCAAGAUGAAGUCCAUGGACUUUCUUGUCUUCCUGUCACAAUCAGUCAACAGAUGGCAAAACCAAUGGAAAUCACUGAACCUCAGAAAGCAGAUUCUAGUACUGAGAAUGAGAAUAAACCCCUGGCGUCUGUCGAGAAACCAUUGGCAAGAGAAAAAAGUUUAUCAAAUAUUGUGGAAACAGAAGGGAAUAUUAUGUCUGAACAGAAUGCAGCUGCCUGCGAUGGGCCAGUCAAAUUCCACAGGAUUUUUAACCAGUUCUUUAACAUAGAGCAAAAUCAGAACACACGAGAUAAAACCCAAGAGGAAGAAAUUUCAGUUGAUGAUCAAGAAAAUGAAACCGGAGAAACUUAUACGUGUGUGUUCUGCAACCACGUGUUCAAAUCCCAUUAUUGUUAUCAGAAACACAAGAGAAGACAUAUUAAUCCAGUUUAUGAAGAACUACAGGAAAAAGAGAUUACUUCAAACCUAUCCGUUCUUAAGGACACGAAUGUACAGUACUACCCAUGUAAGCAGUGCGGGGCCAAGUUCCCUUCCUACUACUUUGUUCAUAAACACAAGAAAAUGUGGCACACCACAGAGAACGCAUCAGAUCAUAGCUCAGAAGACGACCAAACAACAUUUCAACAACCUGGAACCUCUAAACAAUGAUAUUGGAACCUGGAACCUCUGAACAAUAAUAUUGGAACCUGGAACUUCUCAACAAUAAUAUUGGAACCUGGAACCUCUAAACAAUAAUACUGGAACCUGGAACUUCUAAACAAUAAUAUUGGAACCUGGAACUUCUAAACAAUAAUAUUGGAACCUGGAACUUCUAAACAAUAAUAUUUGAACCUGGAACCUCUAAGCAAUAAUAUUGGAACCUGGAACCUCUGAACAAUAAUAUUGGAACCUGGAACCUCUAAACAAUAAUAUUGGAACCUGGAACCUCUAAACAAUAAUAUUGGAACCUCUAACAGUAGUUUUGGAACCUUAAUUUCGAUUCUGGAUUCUGGAAAUCUCAAGCAAUAAUCUUUGAACCUUCGUAAAAUCGGCGAAAUGGAACAAUCUUUCAAUAAUUUUAUUUGAACCUUGGAACGAUUUUUAGAACCGCUAUUAGAAAUCCUGGAACCUUUUAAGAUGAGAAAAAAACUGAAUUCAAGAAACCUAGAACCAGAACUAAAACAGUACAAAUCUAGAACCUGUAGAAAACCUAAAUACUUAAUCCUAAAAAUCAUUAGUAGAAAUAAAGAAGAAAUUUUUGUA
Eurytemora carolleeae is the source of this 2374-nucleotide messenger RNA. RefSeq lists its product as uncharacterized. The record is from RefSeq and is a predicted model, not a curated record. Gene Ontology annotation, molecular function: protein binding. Bases 545 to 1780 code for a protein of 411 amino acids. NCBI's taxonomy places the organism in Eukaryota, Metazoa, Arthropoda, Copepoda, Calanoida, Temoridae. The transcript is spliced from 15 exons.